CCAACAUAGUUGUGCCACAUGUCUGCAGAAAAUAAGUCUACGAGAGGGUCAGCUCGUCCCACUUGAAAUUUAGUGCGCGGAAGAAAUAGAUAUUCAGAUGAUGGCAUGAGAUUUAAUGUCACCAGUGUGUUGCUCAGCUGGUGUGGUGAACUUAAAAGGAGGCGAAGGAGUUGUCUGUUUUCGGGGAAACUUUUCACAGCUGACCUCACUCCCAAAGCAGAUAUACCGUGGCAUGGAUCAUGUCUUAAAAGUUGCAGACCGUUAUGUCUUCACUCCAUAUGUUUACCCAGCCUGGUGGCCCGAGGAUGGGGCUCUGCGCCAACUCAUCAGCCUGAGCCUGUUGACCAACUUUGGAGCACAAACAGUUUACAUGAUUUUUGGUGCACUGAAUUUCUACUUUGUCUUUGACCACAGGCUCAUGAAACAUCCGCAGUUCAUUGAGAACCAGAUAAGUGAAGAGAUCCAACUUGCAACUUCCUCCCUCUUCUGGAUGAGCUUUCCCACAGUGCUAACUUUCUUCCUGGAGAUCAGGGGUCACAGCAAACUUUUUGAUGAUGUCAGUGAAUCUCCUCAGGGCUGGCCGGGGGUGUUCCUGAGCAUUGCUGGAUUCUUGUUCUUCACGGACAUGUGUAUCUACUGGAUACACCGCUCCAUGCAUCACAGGAGGAUCUACAAGUACUUACAUAAACAGCAUCAUUUAUUCAAGAUCCCCUCACCAUUUGCAAGCCAUGCCUUCCACCCAAUUGAUGGCUUCCUGCAGAGUUUACCCUACCACGUAUACCCUUUCAUCUUCCCGCUCCACAAGGCCGUCUACCUGUCCCUCUUCAUCUUUGUCAACAUCUGGACCAUCUCCAUUCAUGACGGCGACUACCGCAUCCCCGGCCCCUUAAUACACAUUAUAAAUGGCGCCGCCCACCACGUAGAUCAUCAUCUCUUCUUUAACUAUAACUAUGGACAAUACUUUACUCUCUGGGAUCGUUUGGGAGGCUCCUACAAAUACCCUUCAGUCCUUCAAGGGAGAGGAUGACGUGACCGCAUUGGCAAGCUUGCAGCAGACACAGCAUUGACGCAAUGAUGGGGCAGUGACAUCAAAUUUUUUUUUUUUUUCAAGUGUAUCAAAUGAAAGCACCAUUGCAGUGGAUUUGUAAUGAUUUAAUUGUUUCAAAGACACUAAGAGGACAUCUGUUCACAUGCUAACUUAGCCUCGUAAACCGCGUGGGGCUGAUUUAAAAAAUUGUGAAGUGCAGAUUUGUACAAGUGAAAGCAGAACGUGACAAGAGCUGACAUGCGUUUUGAAGGACUGCUCCCGAGUAGGAAACCUCUAACAGGUAUUUAUGAGAGUUGCACACCACUGUGUGCAACUAAGAUUAGCAGACUAAAACACACAAACAAAGCAAAACUGUGUUCUACAGUUCAUGGAGUGGUGAUUCAACUCCCAGCGUUUGGAGUGUUUUCAUGGAGGCUCUGCAGGGAAAGGUCUGUCCACUUCAUCUCUUGUUCCUUCACAGACUCUGUAGAUCCGCCAUUGUCCUGCUCAGCCUCAGGGAGUUCACCCUGAAAGACAGCAAACACAACAUGAUGA
Molecule: messenger RNA, 1582 nt
Organism: Syngnathus acus (greater pipefish)
Lineage: Eukaryota; Metazoa; Chordata; Actinopteri; Syngnathiformes; Syngnathidae
Product: lathosterol oxidase-like
Exons: 7
Coding region: 116-1027 (303 amino acids)
Molecular function (GO): oxidoreductase activity; iron ion binding
Source: RefSeq, a predicted model, not a curated record